Messenger RNA from Drosophila busckii, 563 nucleotides. RefSeq lists its product as uncharacterized. The record is from RefSeq and is a predicted model, not a curated record. NCBI's taxonomy places the organism in Eukaryota, Metazoa, Arthropoda, Insecta, Diptera, Drosophilidae. The transcript has 2 exons. Bases 227 to 412 code for a protein of 61 amino acids.
AAUCCGGUCGGCCAGAAAAUUAGGUUUUCAUAUUUUUAACUUGUGCCAUGCAAAUACGUCGUCCGCGUGGUGUAACAACAACUCAGUUAAUGGUUGUAACUGCCAUCGGCUUUUUAGGCGGAGUUUAUAUUUGGAAACCACUUAUACUUAAAUACAAAAACGAACAAAAAGCCGAAAGCGAAGCAGCCCCAACAACAACUACACCAACAAAUACAAGUGCCACAAAAUGAGCUUCAUUAAACAAUUUGCCUCGACCACUGUGGGCUUGAUGGCCAUUGGCAUUGGCUCCACGGCUGUCAUAUAUUGCACCAAUCGUUUUCUAAUCAGACCGAAUUUGGACAAGAAGCGACGCCUUGAAGCUGAGGCCGCUGCGGAGUAUAUAUUUCAACAAGAGACGCAGCGUCGUGUCUAAAGCAGAAACAUAACCCAGAGCUGAGCGUGAAAGAUUAAAUUCACCUUAGGAUAUAAGAAAAAUAACAAAGUAGUUUAGCAAAGAGUAACAACAGAGCCCCAACAAUAAUUAAUUAACUGUGGCAACUGAACAUUUUUUGAUUUAUUGAGAA